UGUUUACCUUGUUGCUUCCUGCCUUUCCACUUGGCUAUAAAGUCGCGCACCGUGUCGCCUGCACGCUGUCCUUUGGUAACCUGCGACACACUGAGCAGAGAUGGACAUCCUGACUGUACUGCCGUCCAACUUUGGAUAUGUCAUAUUCACUUACCUAUACAGCUGGAUAAUGCUGGGGUAUUUAGCAGUCAAGGUUGGGGGUGCCAGGAAGAAGUACGAUGUUAAGUAUCCCACCAUGUACAGUGACAAGGAGCAGGUAUUCAACUGUAUCCAGAGAGCACAUCAGAACACCCUCGAGGUGUACCCUCAGUGGCUGGUUUUCCAGACCAUUGCAGCUCUUGUCUACCCGUUAUCAGCAUCUGUGCUGGGGGCUAUUUGGGUCACCAGCAGGUUUUCCUAUGCCUGGGGCUACUACACAGGAGAUCCAGCCAAGAGGAUGAAUGGCGCCUACGGCUACAUUGGAUACUUCGGUGUCAUCAUUCUCUCCAUUUGUGUCGCCUUGCAACUGCUUGGAGUCUUUUAAGACGACUGUCAUCUUGUCUACUCAUUUAUAAUGGCUUGGAGAUCAUUUUCAAGUGUAUCAACUCUAAAAAAAAAAGCUGAACAAUUCUACAAAUGUUGUUGUGUAAUUAUGAUGCAAACAUAUUUUUAUGGACCACUAACUUGAUAUCUUUAUAUUCCAAUAUUGUUAGGAAUUGCUUAACCAUAUAAUCAUUAACAAUAAAGUAAAUGCUGACUGAUGCUACAGCACCAAAUA
This is a messenger RNA of Acanthopagrus latus (yellowfin seabream), 757 nucleotides long. RefSeq names its product microsomal glutathione S-transferase 3b (gene mgst3b). The coding region runs from base 101 to 523 and encodes 140 amino acids. NCBI's taxonomy places the organism in Eukaryota, Metazoa, Chordata, Actinopteri, Spariformes, Sparidae. The record is from RefSeq and is a predicted model, not a curated record. Gene Ontology annotation, cellular component: nuclear envelope; membrane; endoplasmic reticulum. The transcript is spliced from 4 exons. Gene Ontology annotation, molecular function: glutathione transferase activity; glutathione peroxidase activity.